Messenger RNA from Penicillium verhagenii, 2244 nucleotides. RefSeq lists its product as uncharacterized. Gene Ontology annotation, biological process: regulation of transcription by RNA polymerase II; DNA-templated transcription. Gene Ontology annotation, molecular function: zinc ion binding; DNA-binding transcription factor activity, RNA polymerase II-specific; RNA polymerase II cis-regulatory region sequence-specific DNA binding. Gene Ontology annotation, cellular component: chromatin. NCBI's taxonomy places the organism in Eukaryota, Fungi, Ascomycota, Eurotiomycetes, Eurotiales, Aspergillaceae. The transcript has 3 exons. The coding region runs from base 1 to 2244 and encodes 747 amino acids. The record is from RefSeq and is a predicted model, not a curated record.
AUGGCGUCAAUGGAGAUCAUGACGAUACCGUCGGAGGCAACAGGCGUAAAGAAACUGGUGUGUCGUGUGUGUCAAAAAGGAUUUACCAAGGCCGAACAUCUUAGAGCCGAGGAUGCUUUUGCUUAUAUUACCGAUUCCGAAAGAAUCCGUCGGCUGACCGGAAGUGGCUAUACAGAUACCGGAUCUAAGCCUUAUGUCUGUAAGGAGUGUCGUCGGCCAUUCGCCCGGCAGGAUGCCCUUACUCGGCAUAAGAAGUUGCAUCAGCGUGAUAUGAACGCCAAAGAUGGCCCACAUUCGGGGUCAGUUCCCCCUUCGGUUUCAAUAGAUUCGAUGGCUUCGUGGGAAUCAAGCAGUACAUCCAAUGCGGGCCCAGCCUCGACUUCUGCGACUAGUAGAUCUUGGGAUGAGCCGCAAUCUGCCCAUCAUGCGAGCAUGCACAAUCAUGUCACAUCCGAUAUGGAUUUCGCUUUGGUCUGGCCGGACUCCGAGAAUCUCUUCCAGAGUCUCAUGUCCUCGGACACUACCGAUCAAUGGCAGAUGCCAUUGGGGACUUUGCCGUUCCCGCCCGUCGUACAGGACAUUAAUGGCAUGAACUUUGGAUCGCCGAACUCCUUUGACGAUCGAAGUUCAUCGGUGGGUGCUAUUCCCUCUGGUGGUGGACACCAGGCCGUGCGGGAUGUGACAGACAUGAUUAAUAGCUCGUCUUCGAGUGUUACAGCUGCCGUCAAAGCCACGUCGAUCACAUCCGUCUUUCUAGAUGAGUGUCUCCACAUGUUCUUUGUCCGGUUUAUUCCAACUUUUCCUGUACUCCAUCGAGCAACCUUUGUCUUUCGAGAAUGCACCCACGCCCUACUCCUCAAUGCCAUCGCCAUUGGCUCCUUGUAUCUUGGCCCAAGUGAUGCCGUCUCGAAAGGAGAGGCAUUGUGGCGGCUCGCACACACCGCUGUUGCCACCUCAUGGCAAUCCUUCAUCACACAUAAUGGCCCUUACGAUGCCUGCAAGGGUGUGCAGUUGAUGAUCACUGCACUCCUCGGUCAAAUAUACGGAGCACUUUCUAGGAAUCGAGCAAUUAGGACCACAAGCCAAGUGUUCCGUCCAUUGGGAUUCUUUUGGGCUCGGCACUGUGGAAUGUACGACAGCGAACCUUACUCUAUGGACAACCUGCCUUCAAACGAUGCUCCUCUCGCCGAAAAAGAGCACCAGUGGCGCAUAUGGGCUGCCCGGGAAAUACAGCAGCGUGCUCUGCUUGCAUACUACGUUCUUGAUGGCCUUGUAGCUCAGGUAUCUGGAGAUGGGGCGUCGGCUCGGCAUGUCUCGAACUCGUUGGUCCUUCCAAGCAGUGAACCUGCUUUUGAUGCCAGCAGUCCUGAUGAGUGGCUGGCACACAUGCAUUCACAAAAACCCGAUCAGUCUUCCUUCCGACUUGUUUUCCGGUCAUUGUUUCCACCCGUUGGUAACUUUAGAGCACUGGACUACCAAUUCUCUUCCUUCGCUCUCCGUGUAGUUUUAGAGGGUCUCCAGUCCUUGAUCUCCGACAGUGAUGAUCAUGACUUGGCCGUGGGCGUUCCUGGCCAGUCCGAUGUACGCAGAGCCUUGGCCCAAGUUCACGAGACUAUCUCUAUGAGUAUCCAUUUUUCUGCAGCUGAGAGACUAGAGCUUCUUUUGCGCUGGCAUACUGUCUGCCUGGAUACUAUGAUUAAUUCGACGGUUCUAUCCCGUCACAUAUGCUCCCGUUACGACAUCCCGCAGCAUGUAUCCGGAGGUUGUCGCACAACCCGAGCCGGCUUCGAUCUCAUCAAAUGGGCCAACAGUGAAGACGCCAAGCGAGCGGUCCUUCAUGCCGUCGCUAUCCAAGAUAUAAUUGAACAGCUGCCUCGUGGCCGGGCACACGUCGUGCACAUGCCAAGCUCACUGUUUGCCGCAGCUACCAUCUAUGUUGUUUUCACUCUUGCCGGUGUAGCCACCGUGAACCUACCCCGAACUAUCGUCUGGCAGGACGCUCUACUGUCCCAUUCCGAUCUUCAUCUCGGCCACGAUGAUAUCCGUCCUCGGUCUGGCUCUGAAACGCGCCGUUUCGUUGCGGCAGACCAAGGAAUUUCUCCCAUUUUUGCCGGCGGGGCUGUUCGUAAUCUUUUGUACGAGCUCAACUCCAUCCAAAAACUUUUCCGCUGUCUCUCAUCGCAGUGGGGAAUUGCUCAUGAUAUGGAAGACAUUGUUGCCCAAUGGAUACAACUAUGUCAUUAG